Messenger RNA from Lagenorhynchus albirostris (white-beaked dolphin), 2675 nucleotides. It is a transcript of the gene PEX5L, whose product is annotated as peroxisomal biogenesis factor 5 like. The transcript has 15 exons. Gene Ontology annotation, biological process: protein import into peroxisome matrix, docking. Bases 178 to 2052 code for a protein of 624 amino acids. Gene Ontology annotation, cellular component: cytosol; peroxisomal membrane. Lineage: Eukaryota; Metazoa; Chordata; Mammalia; Artiodactyla; Delphinidae. The record is from RefSeq and is a predicted model, not a curated record. Gene Ontology annotation, molecular function: protein binding.
GUUCCCGGCAGCCCGCAGCGCUGUCAAGGGGCCGCUGCCGGCCAGGCUACCUGGAGCCUUGACCUGGCUCAGGGGCACCCUCUGAGAACCCAUCUUCUCCCCUCUGUUGGUGUGCAAGUCAACACGGGGGGGAAAGCAUCCGGCAGCCUCAGGGAGCCCUAAAGAAGCUGAAGCAGAAUGUACCAGGGACACAUGCAGGUAGUAGGUGUAACCUUGAAGAAAAAGUGGCACUGUCUUCAAAAAAGUGACCUGACCCUGGCUUUGGGAAAAGGCUCUAGGGCGGCAGAUAAGGCUGUUGCCAUGGUGAUGAAGGAGAUACCGAGGGAGGAGUCUGCUGAAGAAAAGCCCCUCCUUACUAUGACAUCACAGCUGGUGAAUGAACAGCAAGAGAGCAGACCCCUCCUGAGUCCCUCCAUCGAUGAUUUUCUCUGUGAAACCAAAUCGGAGGCAAUAGCAAGGCCAGUAACGUCCAACACAGCCGUAUUGACCACAGGUUUAGAUCUCCUUGACCUGAGUGAACCCGUCUCUCAAACCCAAACCAAAGCCAAGAAGUUGGAGACCUCAUCGAAAACCUCAUCCCUCAAGAAAAAGGUUGAUGGGCCUGACCUCAUCAGUGCGGAUGCUGAGCAGAGAGGCCAGGCUCUCCGAAACCCAGAGACGGCAUCCCUAGACUUAGACAUUCAAACACAACUGGAAAAAUGGGAUGAUGUUAAGUUUCAUGGAGAUCGAAAUAGCAAGGGACAUCCCAUGGCAGAGAGAAAAUCAAGCUCAUCUAGAACUGGAUCAAAAGAACUUUUAUGGUCCUCAGAGCACAGAUCUCAGCCAGAACUGAGUGGUGGGAAAAGCGCCCUGAACUCUGAGUCGGCUGCAGAGCUGGAAUUGGUGCCUCCAACGCAGGCUCGACUGACCAAAGAACAACGCUGGGGAAGUGCAUUGCUUUCCAGAAACCACUCCUUAGAAGAGGAAUUUGAAAGGGCAAAAGCAGCAGUGGAGUCAGAUACAGAGUUUUGGGAUAAGAUGCAAGCAGAAUGGGAAGAAAUGGCCCGGAGGAACUGGAUAUCAGAGAACCAAGAAGCCCAGAACCAGGUUACAAUCUCAGCUAGCGAGAAGGGAUAUUACUUUCACACUGAAAACCCCUUCAAGGACUGGCCUGGAGCAUUUGAAGAAGGCUUAAAAAGGCUGAAGGAAGGGGACCUGCCAGUUACUAUCCUGUUCAUGGAGGCAGCAAUUCUUCAGGACCCUGGAGAUGCAGAGGCAUGGCAGUUCCUCGGGAUAACCCAGGCAGAGAAUGAAAAUGAACAAGCAGCUAUUGUCGCCCUCCAGAGGUGCUUAGAAUUGCAGCCCAACAACUUGAAAGCUUUGAUGGCUUUGGCUGUGAGUUACACUAACACCGGACAUCAGCAGGAUGCCUGUGAAGCUUUAAAAAAUUGGAUUAAGCAAAAUCCAAAGUACAAAUACCUUGUGAAGAGCAAGAAGGGGUCUCCAGGCCUCACCCGGCGGAUGUCAAAGUCUCCCGUUGAUAGCUCUGUUCUGGAAGGAGUGAAGGAAUUAUAUCUAGAAGCUGCCCACCAAAAUGGAGAUAUGAUCGACCCAGACCUACAGACAGGUCUGGGGGUACUGUUCCACCUGAGGGGAGAAUUUAAUAGAGCAAUAGAUGCAUUUAAUGCUGCCUUAACUGUUCGGCCAGAGGACUAUUCAUUAUGGAACCGCCUCGGGGCGACCUUGGCAAACGGAGACCGCAGCGAGGAAGCCGUGGAGGCCUACACACGAGCGCUGGAGAUUCAGCCAGGCUUCAUCCGAUCCAGAUACAACCUGGGGAUAAGCUGCAUCAACCUGGGCGCCUACAGAGAAGCGGUCAGCAAUUUUCUCACUGCCCUCAGUUUGCAAAGAAAGAGCAGGAAUCAACAGCAAGUUCCUCAUCCUGCAAUCUCUGGGAAUAUCUGGGCUGCCCUCAGAAUUGCCCUUUCUCUGAUGGACCAACCGGAACUCUUCCAGGCAGCUAAUCUCGGUGACCUGGAUGUCCUCCUGAGAGCUUUCAACUUGGAUCCUUGAUGGAAAAGAAAAAAAUAAAAAGAAUCCCUGAUCUGUGUAAUUGUACUGAGAAACGCAAAACUAUUUCAUUAUGAAUUCCAAAAAGGAUAAAAUGGAUGUUCAAAAGGCUAUGGUGAUAUAACCCAAGGGAAUUCCUACAGACAAUGCCCAGUCUCUGUUCAGAUCCAAAAGCACAAAACAUUAUAUAGUCAAGGUCGGGCUCAGAAGAAGAAUUGAUAGACACAAACCAAGAUUAAGUAACCGUGUGAAUACUCUUCAGAAGCUGCAAGCAUAUUGCAAGUUCUUUGGGGUUUUGUCCCCACUUGCAGCUGAUGACACAUCUAAGGAACUUGCUCAUGGGACACCUGGAGAAAGCACUGCCUUGGAUCAGGGAAUUGUGUUUCUGAACUGUCCCCUGAAAUUCCCCCUUUUACCAGAUUGAACAUAGUUUGGGCCAAGGUGCAUGCACAUAUAUUAACUCUUGACUAAAGAGAGGCAUUGCUUAAACCUGUUCCAAUUUUAACUUUUAUUGUUGCCCUUUGAUUCCAGAGAGCGAGCUUUGCUGGCAAAAGCAGUUUUUGCACUAGAAAUUUUUGCUCUUCCCAAUCAAAACUUUUCUGGGAUUGUAUAUAUGCACUUUAAUA